CGGGGCGGAGCUGGGGGCUGUCACCCGCCUUGGCCUGAUCGGGUGCCUGCCCCGCCCUAGGAUGGCUUCAGCCCGGCCAGCGGGGCGCGGGGGAUCCCGGGAGGACCCGCCGCUGGAUCUGCUGCGACACCUGAGCCUAGGCCGGAGUCUCGCCCCCGUCACGCAGGGCCAGAGCCGAUUCCUGAUCCAGCGCCCCGCGGGAGUCCCGGAGCCGGAGCCGGGGACCCGGCCCCCCGCGUCCACCCUGCGUGCCCAGGCAGCGCUCUCCAGACUGGCGCGCCUCGAGGGUCGGCUGCGGAGUCGGCGGGCACCCCCCUCGGGCCCCGGCAACCCCACCUCCAGGGACAGCCAGCCCAGCAGCGCCGCCUGGAGCAGGGCCGGGAGCCCCGACUCCCCAGCGCCGGGAGCAACCGGGGGCCAGCCAGGACUCAGGUUCCUGAAGAAGCGCGGGCCCUCAGCCGCGGGAGCACCCCCUGCAGCACCCCUGGCGAGGUCCAGCUCAGCGACCCCAGCAUCCCAGGGCUCCCCAGACAGCUCAGCGACCCCAGCACCCAGGGGUUCUCCAGACAGCGAUGAUGAGGAAGUGAGGGAGCUACUUGGGGAGCUGACAGAUUCGUGCAGAGAAAAGGAGGCGCCGGGAACGAGACUUUCGGGCCAUAGCCCAGCAGAGUCCGAAGCCCGACCACGGGAUGACCGGCAGCCCCCCAGCCCUGCUGCUCCUGCCUCCCCGCCCAUCCUGGGCUCAGGGACCCCAUAUGCUCCCCACCGGCAGGCGUCUGCCCCCAGCUCACCAUCGCUCUCCGAUCCUGUUCCUUUCUCUGGGGUGGAAGCCCCUCAGGGCAGUGUGGCCGAGCCCCUGGACACGUCCCUGGCUGAGGACUCUCAGAACAGCCAUGAUUUCUGCGUCCACAUCUUGUCCCUGAGUGACCUGCAAUCCAGCAGCCCGCAGGACGCAGCCGGCUUGGAGACGGCAUUGGCGGCCGGAGAUCCCCUGACAGACAGCGAAGUGUCGGAGCAGGUGGGCGAGGGCUCGGCCGGCUCAGUGGCCCCCACGGCCCGCACCCCCAGCUGCGCUUACUCAGAAGAUUUCGACAGCUCCGAAGCGCCCUCCGACAGCACUGCGGCCUCUUGGUCCGAGACGACCCCCAGCCUAGAACCCACCCACGUGCGCCGCGUGGUAAUGAAAGAAACAGCAGUGCAGACCCCGGAACCUGCCUUCGCCUACCAAUGGCACCCGGCGGCUGGCACGGCAACCAUGGGGCCCUCUCUGGGGGACACCUACGUGGAUCCCGUGCCCAUCGCCAGCCACGUGGUCAGUCCAGAUGCCAUUGAAGCCCUCACCGCCUACAGCCCUGCUGCCCUGGCCCUCAACGACCUGCUAAGACAGCAGCUGAGCCUGACCCGCCGUUUCGCAGAGGCCAGCCGGGAACUGCACGGCGCAUUGCUGCAGGCACUGGGGCCGCCAGCCUUCCGUUACCACACGCUGGAGGAAGCUCGUGAGUACAUCCGGCGCCACCGGCCCACCCGUCUUACCAUGGAGGCCGCUCUGGAGGAGGUGAAGCAGGAGCUGGAGGCACCCGGUGCCUGGGUCUGAUGGCACCCGCCAUGCCACUGCCUCCCCAUCCCCCACACGCACACACACCUCGUUAAAAAAAUCUUUAUUGGAAGGCAAAAACAGUAAAACCCACAAAUGGUUAACAGCA
Messenger RNA from Sorex fumeus (smoky shrew), 1703 nucleotides. It is a transcript of the gene CUNH19orf44, whose product is annotated as chromosome unknown C19orf44 homolog. The record is from RefSeq and is a predicted model, not a curated record. Lineage: Eukaryota; Metazoa; Chordata; Mammalia; Eulipotyphla; Soricidae. The coding region runs from base 62 to 1594 and encodes 510 amino acids. The transcript has 7 exons.